AUGGCCGAGGCGCCCCUCCGCGGGGCCCACCCGUGCGCAGGCUCGGUGGGUGUCCGCGCCCCCGGCCCCGGUUCUGCCCCGUGGCUCGCGGCCUUGGAGGCCAGCGCCGUAACGCGGAUUCAGAGCUCGGGGGCGCCCCCGCCCCCCGCAGCCGCCACACCUGAGACCGCGUUGUCAACCACUGGGUGGCGAUGCGGGCUACUGGCCGUGAGCCACGUUUAUUCCCGCGUAUCACGGCGACAGUGCGGUGGCACCUCCGCCUCGGCGGCCCCAAACGUGAGCGGCGCGGUGAGACCCCUUUCCUGGCGCGGGCCCCUGGCGGCGUCCUGGGCGGGCAUUAGAGAUGGAGGGCGGCCGUUCCCGCGCUCCUGGCGUUGCGGUCGCUGCGGCUGUGGCGGCCCCCCCGCCGGGGCUUCCGAGUCUGCAGAAAUCCUAGCCAUAGAUACGCCUCAUUCCAGGAAUUCUGCUCUGUACCGUCUCACGAAGCAGCUAUUACAGAAACAUCACAAGAAAGUGAGGCCAGUUCACGACUGGACCGUGGCCACCACGGUACACCUGGACGUGCUUGUCCAUGCCGUAUUGGAUGUGGAUGCACAGAACCAAAAAUUAAAGACAAGUAUAUGGUACCAAGAGGUUUGGGAUGAUGAGUUUUUAUCCUGGAACCCCAGCAUGUUUGAUGAGAUUAGAGAGAUUUCUCUACCUCUAAGUGACAUCUGGGCCCCUGACAUCAUCAUUAAUGAAUUGGUGGACGUUGAGGGGUCACCUGACCUUCCGUAUGUCUAUGUGAACUCUUCUGGGACCAUUAAGAACUCUAAGCCUAUGCAGGUUGUUACUACAUGCAGUUUAGAGACAUACGCUUUUCCGUUUGACAUCCAGAACUGCAGCCUGACCUUCAGUAGCAUCCUGCACACAGUGGAAGAUGUCAACCUGGCCUUCCUGAGGAGCAGAGACGACAUUAAGCAAGACAAGAAAGAAUUUAUGAAUGACAGUGAGUGGGAACUUCUUUCCGUGUCCUCAACAUACAACAUCCUGCAGAGCAGCGCUGGAGAUUUUGCACAGAUUCAGUUUAAUGUGGUGAUUCGCAGGCGCCCACUGGUCUACAUCGUGAGCCUGCUGAUUCCCAGCAUCUUCCUAAUGCUUGUGGACCUGGGGAGCUUCUACCUACCACCCACCUGCCGGGCCAGGAUUAUGUUCAAGACCAGCGUGCUGGUAGGCUACACCGUCUUCAGGGUCAACAUGUCUGAUGAGAUGCCAAGGAGUGCAGUGAGCACCCCUCUGAUUGGGGUCUUCUUCACAGUCUGUAUGGCUUUCCUGGUUAUCAGCUUAUUUAAGUCCAUCCUGUUGGUCAAAUUGCUCCAUGAUGAGCGGAACAGUGGGCAGGAGCGGCCCCUCUUCUGCUUUCAAGGGGACACUGAUGUCGAUGGGCCUAGAGUAGAUCCCAGAGCCCAGCUUGCUGGGGUUCCAGAGCCCAUCUGUCGAGAGCACCUGGCCCCAACAGGAACCCUGGAGGAAGUCUGGUUCCAGCUUAAAUCCAUCAGCACCUACUUCCAAACCUGGGACCAGUCAGACCAACAGGAGGUUAAAUGGCUGGCCCUCCUGGAACGUUUUGACCGACUGCUCUUUCAAGCCUACACCAUCAUGCUGGGGCUCUAUGCUAUCACCCUGUGCUCCCUCUGGGCCCUGUGGGGCAGCUCGUGGAGACUCAGGGCAGGCUAAUGGGUUUUGUAGAGAGGAAGGAAUGGAGCAUAAUGGGUUAAAAAGCUCCUCACCUCUUGUUACAGUGCAGGUGUUCACACCUGCUGAGGUACUGAAUGACCUAGGAUGAAUGUAUUCAUGACAAAAAUGUCCAGAUAUCUCAUGGUAUACAGUGAAAAGGAAGCUUGCCUUCUUAUUCUAUUUCACUCCCCAAAACUGACCACCAUUAGCAAUCUCUUUCAGAAAAUGUCUAGGUACAUUACAUACAUACAUGUUUUGACAGUUUAGGUUUUUUUGUUUUUUGUUUUUUAAGUGUAAGAUCACUUCAUCUCCCAGUUCUAUCUUGGUCAUUCAGUAAACUGAAUGACUCAGUUUACUGAGUGUCAGUUAAGCCUUAGGUGUUAUGUUAGGCAGACCAGAGAAUACAAAAUAUGUCAUUCUUCACUCGACUCGAUUCCCAAGGACAAUCUUGUACAAAGCAGGGUGCAAGAUUCAAGGCACAUCUGUGUCCUGAAGCUCUUGUUCCCGGUGUCUCAGAUGAGCACCUCUUCCCCUGCACCACAUCACUGUUGGAGAGAAGCCGGGUAACAAGCCCAUCAGACCCAAUCUAGCACAACAUUUAGCCAACACACACUAUGUGUAAGGCCCUGAGCUGGGGGAUAGGCUUCAUGCAUGGUCCUUGGGUUCAAGGAGAUUAUAAUCCACUAUCGUUUUAUUGGUCUACAAGGGCUGCCAUAACAAAACACCAUAGACUUUGUGGCUUUAACAGAAAUGCCUUUUCUCACAGCUCUGGAGGCUGGAAGUCUGAGAUCAAGGUGUCAGCAGGGUUGGCUUCUUCUGAGGCCUCUGUCCUUGGCCCACAGAUGGCUGCCUUGUCCCUGUGUUCUCACACGGCCUUCCCUCUGUGCAUGUUCAUAUCUGUAUCCGAAUUUCCUCCUUUUACGAAGACACCAACUAUAUUGGAUUACGGCCCACAUUAAUAAUCUCACCUAACCUGAAUCACCUCUCUAAAGGCCCUACUCCAGAUAUGCAUUCUGGGGUACUGGGGGUUAAGACCUCAACAUGAAUUUGAGGGUGGGUAACACGAUUCAGUCCAUAAUACUCUCAUGGCUGUGGAUGCUUGACAAGUCCAAAAUCUGCAGGUAGGCUGGCAGGCCAGGACCCCCGGAGUAGUUACAGUUUGAGUCCAAAGCAAAGGCAGGAGUGUCUGCUGGCAGGAUUCCCGCUUAUUCCAGGUAGCCCGUGUUUUACUACUGAGGCUUUCAACUAAUCAGAUGAGGCUCAUUCUGGAAGGGAAUCUGUUUUACCCAAGUUUACUGAUUUAAAUGUUAAUCUCAUAUAAAAAAUACCUUCACAGAAACAUCUAGAAUGAUGUUUAAUCAAAUAUCUAGGUCCUGUGGCCUAGCCAAAUUCACACACAAAACUAACCAUGACAGUCCCAAUGGUCCUGUACCUUCCCUCUAUGCCCACAUUUAUUUGUUAAGACAGAAGAGCCCUAAUGACAGGGCACUUGGGUGACUCAUCAACUUCUGGCUCUUACUCUCUAGUAGCCAAAUCUGCACCAACUAGCUUAUCUUAUGACAGUUCCCGUGGCCCCAUAGCUUGAAUUCUAAGGUUAGAGCUCAAGUCUUCCACAAAUUUUCCUUCCUCUUAUUUCGACUUUCUUCAUUUCGCAUUGCUUCUUUUAUGGAGGCUUCCGUCUAGCCUAACCGGCUUGCCAUUCCACCCAAACCUCUGCUGCUAGUUGACAUAUUCUUUUGUUUCACCAAUCUGUGUGCCACUCCGUCUAAGAACCCUGCUCAGAACAGCCUUCCCCCACCUUCUUCUUCUGAUCAUCUCAUGACUCUGUCCCCUUCUCUCUAUCUUUGGUAUUAUCCUCUUCUAUGUCCUUCCUCCUUUGAAUAUUUUAUGGCCUCCUAUGUUUAUGUGUACCUAUGUGUGUGGAGUGUGUGUACAUAGGUGUAUGUGUUGUGGGGUAUGUACGUGUGUAUGCAUGUGUGUACGCAGGUGUGUGUGUGAUGUGGGAUGCAUGUCUACAUGUGGUGUGUGUACAUGUAUACACAUGUGUAUGUAGGUGUGUGUUGUGGUUGUGUGUACAUGAGUGUGUUGUGUGUACAUGUGUGCUGUGCAUGUGCAUUUAUAUGUGUGUGUACAGAUGUGUGUGAUGUGGGGUAUGUGUGUACAUGUGUGCUGUGUAUGUGUGGAUAUGUGUGUUGGGGUGUGUGUUGUUGAGUAUGUGUACAUGUGUGGGGUGUGUGUACAUGUGUAUGUGCAUCACCUGUCACACAGACCACAUACUCCUGGAAGAGUCACCCUGUUUUCUAAUUCUAGUUUCUGUCCCAUCUCUGCCCGGGUCCACACAGAGUUUUGCUCAUGGCAGCUGUGCAAUAACCAUCGCAGAGCAAUUCAUCCUAGUUCACUGCUGAUGUUGGACACAUUUCUCGCGUGUCUUCCCAGGUCUGAGGGGAGAGUCGCCCCAAGGUCAGACUCCCUGUCCUCCUGCGUCCCUCUGCCCGCUGUCAGGGCAGCCAUCGGGAGCUUGCUGGGUAGACCACAGUAGGCUGAGCGAGAAUCAGCACUCCUAAUACUGUGAGUGGAGGACUCAAAAGUCCAAAGCUGUUUGCUAGGAACUUUUUGCGGCGCUAAAAUUGUCUUUAAAAAAAACCUACCCCCCCUUCCCCCUAAAGAAAAAGAAUUUAAAUUCAAACAGCCUUUACCUGCAUCCUCCCUCUCUCAUUACCUCCCAGUUAGUGCUCAACGCCAAUUGUCCAUGAAAUUCCACUGCUGCUGUUAAUGAAAUGAGGAACAUAAGAAGUUUGUGAACAGGAAGUGUCCAUGCAAGCCUCCACCUGUUUCCCUCCUCACUUCCUCCUUUCUGUUCCUGGCCUCCUCUGCCUCUACCUGCUGCCACCACCUGCUAGAUUGCUCUUCACUUCCUCGGUUAUUAGAGGGGCAAAGGCCUGCCGUGAGCUCCUCACUACCAAGUCUCCUUCCUUUCCAGCUGUCCCUGGAGAAGGCAUCUGGUUUGGGUCCUGGCUCCAUCACUAUCUAGCCAGGGGACCUGGAGCUAACUUCUCAGAGCUUCAAUUACCCUAUUUGGCAUUGGGGUUGCUCCGACUCACUCUACCCAAAUCACAGAACUCUGAGGAUCAGAGUGAAGCCAUGUAUUUAGUGGUACUUUGAAAAGUAGAUGAUACAUCCCAAAAUAACAACAAGACCUGCCUGCUGUCAACAGAUGGAUUCUCGUCUUAAGGUGUGAGGUCCUUGUUCCAGUACUUCAAUCAGAGUCCAGUUACGGGCUCUUGUUCUCCCUGCAGGCGCCCUCAUUCCAGGAUCCACAGGCCAAGGACUGAAGCCAUCGCAGGCCUUCUAGCAGGGGCCGUGGGUGGUGGGGCUUCCACUCUCCAUGCAGCCCCCCUUCGCUUCCUCCCCAGAGAACGUCUCCAGGUUCUUUAUGUCUGCUUGGAAGAGUCAGCCCUUGAGGAGGGAAGCCUUGGACCUCCGUCCAAGCACCAAGUGGCCGUGACCUCGACCUGGCAGCCAGGGCCCAGAGGCCCUGUGCAGAGGGAGGAAGACAAGGCGCCCGCAGCCGUUAUUUACAGAGCAGCUUCAGCUCGGCUCCUCCAAAUGCUUAGAAGUUUCACGAUUCCUGUUUCACAGAGGAAGGAAACUGAGGAACAGAGCAAAAAUGGGAUUCUCCCAGCUGUGAAUGCUCCGACCAUCUGCCGUUUCCCAGAAUCUAAGGUAGUUUCAGAACUCACCAAGAAAUCGCAGCUCCAAUUUUGGGGACUUCGCUGACGUCGAGAGUAAAGGCUGAGCUAAGCACCCAGGCUAGACAGGCAGCCCUCUAUUUUAUAUGUCAUUGGAUCUCAGAAUAGCUUCCAGAGCUGCUGCCGUGCUCCCCCACAGCCUGCCUGCCGCCCCGUGCACAGCCCAUAGCCGGGGGCUCUGGCUCCCUGCGUGUCCUCCAGGGGAGGAGCUGUUGUGGUGGAGGAAGCUGAGCCCCUCGCCUUACACCUCCAUGACCUGGCCAGCUUCUGUGCUCCAGCUUUGAGCCUGGACAGGUCAGACCAGGAAGCAAACCAAAGAGAUCACAGCUCCAACCCCAGGGACAGCCAGCAUGGAACUGCCCCUGGCUCUCCGGGGCCCUCUCCCUUCCCAAGGAUCUAAAUAUACACAUAAAGGCAGGGUUAGGGAUGCCUGGGUGGCUCAGCAGUUGAGCUGAGCAUCUGCCUUGGGCUCAGGGCAUGAUCCCGGGGUCCUGGGAUCGAGUCCCACAUCAGGCUCCCUGUGAGGAGCCUGCUUCUCCCUCUG
Nyctereutes procyonoides (raccoon dog) is the source of this 6009-nucleotide messenger RNA. It is a transcript of the gene HTR3B, whose product is annotated as 5-hydroxytryptamine receptor 3B. NCBI's taxonomy places the organism in Eukaryota, Metazoa, Chordata, Mammalia, Carnivora, Canidae. Gene Ontology annotation, biological process: nervous system process; monoatomic ion transmembrane transport; signal transduction. The record is from RefSeq and is a predicted model, not a curated record. Gene Ontology annotation, cellular component: postsynaptic membrane; synapse; neuron projection. The transcript is spliced from 10 exons. The coding region runs from base 1 to 1716 and encodes 571 amino acids. Gene Ontology annotation, molecular function: neurotransmitter receptor activity; transmembrane signaling receptor activity; extracellular ligand-gated monoatomic ion channel activity.